UUAGUAAAGGAAAGUGGCCAGCUGUUUAAAAUAAUAAUUUCAACUUGUCGGAAUGCUAAGAAAGGAGACGUCCCGGUCUUAUCAAGAGUUUAAUGAUGAUGUAGACGAUUCUCCAAGCCUAGACUAUGACCAUAAAGACAGUGGGGAUCAGGAUACGGUGGAGGACUCCAACGGAGGCGCGCUGCCAGAUGACGACACAACAGAUGGCAGCUCGUCAAUGGCGUUCAGUAAAGCCUGCCUAAAAAACGUAUUGUCGGUCAUCCUGAUCCUCAUCUACCUGAUGCUGACCACAGUGGCCGUGUUCCUGGCCUACCAGACCAUCACUGACUUCAUGAAGAAGCUCAGCCAGCCUGUCAUGUCCGUCACUUACAAAGAGGUCGACUCGUUUGCCCCUCCAGGGAUAGCUCUGUACCCAGGCAGAGCCCAGCUCCUGAGCUGUAAACACCACCACCAUGAUCACAUCCCCCCCUUGGUGGCACCAGGGAAGCCCCAGGAAGGAGACUGUGUCAUGCAGGAUGUCACAUACACUGGCCCUUACACCAACCACACCAAGCAAGCUUUGGUGGUCCGCGGCCCCUCGGAUGUACGCAACAGAGAACUGAUCUUCCUGCAGUUCAGUCUGAAUGAAACCGAAGAGGAUUUUAGUGCCAUCAGCUACAUGCUGUUUGCUACAUAUGUUGACCUGUCCAGAAGUGUAGAUAAGUCAGAGUUCAUGGAGGACUGUGAGCGGACCUACUCCAUGUGGACCUUCUCUGGGGGCUUCAGGACGUGGGUCAAGAUGUCUCUGGUGAAAACCUCUGGGAAAAGAAAUGAGACGAUGGAAUUUCGCCAAGAGUCCAGUGUGGUGAAGUUCAAUGACAAAAGACCCGAGUCAGAAAAAAACAAUCAGCUGUUCUUUGUUGUGUUUGAAUGGCGGGAUCCAUUCAUACAGGAAGUCCGAGAUAUAGUGACAGCUAACCCUUGGAACACCAUUGCCAUUCUGUGUGGAGUGUUCAUGGCCCUGUUUAAGGCAACAAACUUUGCAAAACUCAGCAUCCAGUGGAUCAUCAAGAUUCGAAAGAGGCAUCGGAGGAAUAAAAACAGAGAGCUAAACCCGAUCAGCUGAAAUGCAGGCUAGCAAAGCAUCUAGCCUAGAUGCUAUACAGGAAAUUAUAUAAAUUGCACAGGAAAUGGGUUAUAUUUACAUAUUUUAUGAUUUUGUGUCAUCAUUUUAUACUUUGAGAUUCGAAGUCAUCACACUGGCCAGUCAGCUUCAUAGAUUAUGUCCAUGUUACGUGCACAAACAACAUUUUGAAACACUUACUCAUAACAUAUUUCCUAUAUUCAACCUAGGCUCAUGCUGCUUUUGAAAUACUUGGGCAGUUUAAAAUGUAUAGUGUAGGCAGUUUAAAAUGUAUAGUGUACUGGCAAUUUUUCCAGCAAGUUAAAUUUUGCCAUUCCAUUUCAAUGAUAUUCAUAGCACUAAUGUUCCAUUUGAUAUAUUUAUGUGCAAUCCAUGUUUCUGAAGUUUGUAGGCAGGUGAAAUAUACCAACCCUGUUGCUGAACACUAACUUAUACUUGGACUGACAGUACAUAUGUAAAGUUGGAAAUUCCUUGUAAGGGAAUCACUUUUGAAAAGGGAAACUUCUUAUUUAGUGUAACUGAACUGUAUGAUGAGUUAAAAAGGGAACUUUCCACUCAUGGAUAUUGUUACAUCUAUGUGACUUACUUUUCGUUAAAAAAUGUUUUGAACUACUUUACUUCUGACUGGAAAUUACUUGAAAUUCAAUAAACUUAUCAAUAAAGUUA
Hypomesus transpacificus is the source of this 1789-nucleotide messenger RNA. RefSeq names its product proton activated chloride channel 1 (gene pacc1). The coding region runs from base 53 to 1105 and encodes 350 amino acids. The record is from RefSeq and is a predicted model, not a curated record. Lineage: Eukaryota; Metazoa; Chordata; Actinopteri; Osmeriformes; Osmeridae. The transcript has 8 exons.